UAUUGCUCGUAAUGGAGAUGGCGGAGUUGUCGGAGGAUGUUUCACUGAGGACACAAUUUACUGUUGAUAAUCUAGACAUAGAAAUAUUGCCGCUUAUUUACGAGAUUAUUCGCAGCAUUGAGAAAGAUCCACAUGACACUUCGCAAAAGGCAAAAGAGUCUCAAGAUACCAGUCAUAAAAUCCUAGAGUUACAGAAAAAGUUAGACUCUACUAGAUCACAGAUUAAAAGAUUACCAGGGAUAGAAUAUAGCAAGGAGGAACAAUUACAAAAACUCGAGACUUUGCGGAAACAAUUGAGACUGAAGCGGGAACUUCUAUUGAAAUAUCGUAAUACAUGCACAUUUGAAAUACCAAAAGUAUAAAUGUUUAUGU
This is a messenger RNA of Cyphomyrmex costatus, 372 nucleotides long. It is a transcript of the gene MED9, whose product is annotated as mediator complex subunit 9. The coding region runs from base 12 to 362 and encodes 116 amino acids. Lineage: Eukaryota; Metazoa; Arthropoda; Insecta; Hymenoptera; Formicidae. Gene Ontology annotation, biological process: regulation of transcription by RNA polymerase II. Gene Ontology annotation, molecular function: transcription coregulator activity. The record is from RefSeq and is a predicted model, not a curated record. Gene Ontology annotation, cellular component: mediator complex. The transcript has 3 exons.